Molecule: messenger RNA, 930 nt
Organism: Mus caroli (Ryukyu mouse)
Lineage: Eukaryota; Metazoa; Chordata; Mammalia; Rodentia; Muridae
Product: taste receptor type 2 member 114
Biological process (GO): G protein-coupled receptor signaling pathway; sensory perception of taste
Cellular component (GO): membrane
Molecular function (GO): bitter taste receptor activity; G protein-coupled receptor activity
Source: RefSeq, a predicted model, not a curated record
AUGCUGAGCGCAAUGGAAGGUGUCCUCCUUUCAGUUUCAACUAGUGAGGCUGUGCUGGGCAUUGUAGGGAACACAUUCAUUGCACUUGUAAACUGCAUGGACUAUAACAGGAACAAGAAGCUCUCUAAUAUUGGCUUUAUUCUCACUGGCUUGGCAAUUUCCAGAAUUUGCCUUGUGUGGAUCUUAAUCACAGAGGCAUACAUAAAAAUAUUCUAUCCACAGUUGCUGUCUCCUGUCAACAUAAUUGAACUCAUCAGUUAUCUAUGGAUAAUUAUCUGUCAAUUGAAUGUCUGGUUUGCCACUAAUCUCAGUAUUUUUUAUUUCCUGAAGAUAGCAAAUUUUUCCCACUACAUAUUUGUCUGGUUAAAAAGAAGAAUUAAUUUAGUUUUUUUCUUCCUGAUAGGGUGCUUGCUUAUCUCAUGGCUAUUUUCUUUCCCAGUUGUUGUGAAGAUGGUUAAAGAUAAUAAAAUGCUGUAUAUAAACACAUCUUGGCAGAUCCACAUGAAGAAAAGUGAGUUAAUCAUUAACUAUGUUUUCACCAAUGGGGGAGUACUUUUAUUUUUUAUGAUAAUGUUAUUUGUAUGUUUUCUGUUAAUCAUUUCACUUUGGAGACAUCGCAGGCAGAUGGAAUCAUAUGAAUUAGGAUUCAGAGAUCUCAACACAGAAGUUCAUGUGAGAACAAUAAAAGUUUUAUUGUCUUUUAUUAUCCUUUUUAUAUUGCAUUUCAUGGGUAUUACCAUCAAUGUAAUUUGUCUGUUAAUCCCAGAAAGCAACUUGUUAUUCAUGUUUGGUUUGACAACUGCAUUCAUCUAUCCCUGCUGCCACUCACUUAUCUUAAUUCUAGCAAACAGUCGGCUGAAGCAGUGCUCUGUAAUGAUACUGCAACUCUUAAAGUGCUGUGAGAAUGGUAAAGAACUCAGAGACACAUGA